AUCAACAAGAGCUCAAGUAUCACUGCCUGUGUGUGUGUGUGUGUGUGUGUGUCUGAGUGUGUCUCCCACACUGGUAAACAUGAGACUCACAUAACAGGUGGGCUCAACUUGUCACGCUACAUAGGGGUCAUGUGCAAAAAGGUGGCCAUAAAUUCAGACGGCCUGGCGACGAAACAAACAGUGAGAAGGCAGCAAGAGAUGUGGACACUAGAGGAAUCGCCUCAAGGAUUGCUUCUAUACUUUGCUGCGCUGGGAUUAUUAUAAUUUUUGUGGAUCAACUGAGGUGCAAAAAUGGUCGGCAUGAAACCCAAAGACGUGGUGCCCUCUGCGACUGUUAAGUUCUUUGGUGCUGGCACUGCCGCCUGCAUCGCUGACCUGGUCACCUUUCCCCUGGAUACGGCUAAAGUGCGCCUCCAGGUUCAGGGGGAGAGUCAGAAAGCUGAGGGUGCUAAUGCAAGGAAAUACCGUGGAGUUUUUGGCACCAUCAGCACGAUGGUGCGCACUGAGGGGGCCAGGAGUCUUUACAACGGACUGGUGGCGGGACUGCAGAGGCAGAUGAGCUUCGCCUCUGUGCGGAUCGGCCUUUACGACACCAUGAAGCAAUUCUACACUCGGGGCACAGAAAGUUCUGGGAUUGUUACCAGGCUCAUGGCGGGGUGCACCACCGGCGCCAUGGCUGUGGCUUUUGCACAACCGACAGAUGUGGUGAAAGUGCGUUUUCAAGCCCAGGCUCGCUUGUCUGAUGGUGGGAGGAGAUAUAACGGCACCCUGGAUGCCUACAAGACCAUAGCCCGGGACGAGGGGGUACGAGGGCUUUGGAAAGGCUGCAUGCCCAACAUCACGCGGAACGCCAUUGUUAACUGUGCAGAGCUGGUGACAUAUGACAUCAUUAAGGAGGUCAUCCUGAAGUAUAACUUGAUGACAGACAACCUGCCGUGUCAUUUCACGGCUGCCUUUGGUGCGGGCUUCUGUACCACGGUGGUGGCGUCGCCUGUGGAUGUCGUUAAAACGCGCUUCAUGAAUUCAGGCGCCAAUCAGUACAGCAGCGCCGUCAACUGUGCUGUCAGCAUGCUGAAGAAUGAAGGCGCCACGGCCUUCUAUAAAGGGUUUAUGCCUUCCUUCCUGCGACUGGGCUCCUGGAACAUCGUCAUGUUCGUGACAUAUGAACAAAUCAAACGAGGCAUGACCAAGUAUUGGGAGUCACCGUUUUGACCAAAACCGCUUCCGAUGUCAUUGGAAAUUUCCACCGCGGUGCACAGUGGCGGACGGAGGUUAUUGACACCAGUCACAAGAAGCCCCAAAGAGUACUUCAAAUACUUUCCCUGUGAUCAAAGCUCAGGGAGAUGCCAAGUGAACUUGCCAGAAUAAAAAACUGACAUGCUCUUUGUCCAAAACCAGAAGCGGCAGAGCUCCAGUUAAUUCCUGCAUGGAUGCCGUACCUCUUUGGAUUUUAGCAAUGUGGUUGCACAUGUGGUUGCAGGUGAAGGGUACCAAAAUAUGAGGAUCAAAAUGAGGUGUUCAGAUUUUUAUGUUUACAAGAAUAAACUGCAAAGAUAGAUCCUAUGGAAAUGUUGCUAUAAUGUAUUAAAUGUGUCAAUGAGGGUAUAUUUAGUACACACUGAGCCAUGUGACAACAUAGAUUUUUAUGUGCCAGUUUUGUUGACAGUUUACAGUGUUUGCACGCGAGCCAUCGGGUCAGGGAUUAUUACAGGAUGUGUAUUUAAACGUCAUGAAUUGUUGCUGGUCGAUAAGUUAUAAACAUGUUAGAAAAGUGUCAUAACAACCAAAUAAACACAAACAUUUUGUAAAUAUGGAA
Molecule: messenger RNA, 1816 nt
Organism: Dunckerocampus dactyliophorus (ringed pipefish)
Lineage: Eukaryota; Metazoa; Chordata; Actinopteri; Syngnathiformes; Syngnathidae
Product: dicarboxylate carrier SLC25A8-like
Exons: 7
Coding region: 292-1212 (306 amino acids)
Biological process (GO): mitochondrial transmembrane transport; response to cold; mitochondrial transport
Cellular component (GO): mitochondrial membrane
Molecular function (GO): oxidative phosphorylation uncoupler activity
Source: RefSeq, a predicted model, not a curated record